GCUUCUUCAACAGCGACAAAGGCUUCUUAUUCAACCAACGUGGUGGUUUGCUAGCGAACAUUAAACCGAAAUAUUGAAGUGUUUAAGAGUAAUCUUGUGUAUAUUACUCUUAGUGUUUUAAACACAAUUCUGUGUACAUAUCAACUCGUUCAUUGAAACGUAGAUUGCUUGUUAAAUUAGCUAAUGUGGUACAUUGAUAUUGCACUAGGCUAAUCGCCCGGAACAUGAGCUCACUAAUCUCGACGGAGAAAGAAGCUCUGGUGAAAGGAGAGGAAGAAGCUUUCAGGAUGAAAAGGGAGGAAGAGGAGUCUAUCACAUUGAAAGAAGAGGAUGAUAUUACAGUGAAAGAGGAAUAUGGGAACGAGGUUGUGGAAGAGGAGGAGGUAGAAGCUUUCAGAAUCAAAAAGGAGGAAGAUGCCGUAAUUUUUGAAGAGGAAGAACCUUUUGGAGUAAAAGAGGAAGAGGAGGCUAUCUCAAUUAAAGUGGAGGAGGAAGACGUUUUGGGAGUGAAAAAGGAUGAGGCUGAAGAUUCGAGUAAGACCAGAGAGAGACAUGGCUAUUGUGGAUCCUCUGGGGAGCCUCAACAACAUCCUGAUGCUGACGAGGCAGAGGAAAGUCUCUCCACAUCAGAACACCAGAUGGACAACGCUAGCCCUUCCUCCCUCCCGGAGUCCCCGUGGCGUGCCUCUCCCGGUAGCACCUUACUGCUGGGUAUGAAGAGGUUGUCUGUGCUGCUGGUGGACUGCAGGAAAACAACGGGGCUGAGUGGAACUGUGAGAAGAGGAGCAGAGAAGAAAGGAUCAGAUUUGACACAUCAAAGUAAGUAGUUUAGUUUGAACAAAUACAAUAGAUCUGCCCACUGGUAUCUGUUACCAGGACAACCAGCAGAGUUCUGUUAGUUGACAGGAAGAUAGACUGGUGGAUAUGGAUGUUAUGAAUAUCAUAACACUGAAAAAGGAUUCUGCCAAUGAAAAGAGAGAAACCAAUAGACCAUAUAAAACCUUGAUUAAAAUUAGAUUUAGAGAGAAACCAAUAGACCAUAUAAAACCUUGAUGAAAGUUAGCUUUAGAGAGAAAGUUUCAAGAUGAUCUGAUGUAAGGUGCUUGUUUUACAAAAACUUUUCCAUAAAACAUUAUGGAUGUUACAUUGCCUGUCCCAGUCAACGCCCCUAUCUUUACAAGACUGUAGAACAGGCAAACUAAACUCAAGACUUUGGUAAUUAAUUAACUAGUACUGAAGAAAAGCUGUGAUCAGGCUGCCUACUCAUGCAAAAGCUUCAAACUGUAACCAGUGCCGGCAACCUUGUUCAGGUUAUCAAUCAACCUACCAGGGUAGUUACAAACAGUAGAGGAAUGAAAUCAUCAACAUGGUUUGAUCAUAUCUUUACUAAUGCUGCAGAAAUGGGUUUUAAAGCAGUAUCCAGAUCCAUCAGAUGUAGUGAUCACAAUAUAGGAGCCAUGUCUAGGAAAACCACUGUUCCAACGGCUGGGACUAAUACUGUGUACAAGAGGUCAUACAAUUUUUUUGUAGUGAUUCCUAUGUUGUUGAUGUAAAUAAUAUUUGUUGGUCUGUGGUGUGUAAUGAUGAGCAACCAGACGCUGCCCUUGACACAUUUGAAACUGCUUAUCCCAGUUACUAAUAAGCAGCACCCAUUAAGAAAAUGACUGUAAAAACUGUUAAAUCCACAUGGAUUGAUGAGGAAUUUAAAAAUGGUAUGAUGAAGAGGGAGGCAAAAGAGAUGGCAUAUAGUUCUGGCUGAAUAACUGAUUGGCAAAC
Messenger RNA from Oncorhynchus keta (chum salmon), 1776 nucleotides. RefSeq lists its product as uncharacterized. Lineage: Eukaryota; Metazoa; Chordata; Actinopteri; Salmoniformes; Salmonidae. The record is from RefSeq and is a predicted model, not a curated record. The transcript is spliced from 4 exons. The coding region runs from base 225 to 827 and encodes 200 amino acids.